This is a messenger RNA of Gadus morhua (Atlantic cod), 2712 nucleotides long. It is a transcript of the gene naa60, whose product is annotated as N-alpha-acetyltransferase 60, NatF catalytic subunit. The record is from RefSeq and is a predicted model, not a curated record. Lineage: Eukaryota; Metazoa; Chordata; Actinopteri; Gadiformes; Gadidae. Gene Ontology annotation, molecular function: histone acetyltransferase activity; protein-N-terminal amino-acid acetyltransferase activity. Gene Ontology annotation, biological process: N-terminal peptidyl-methionine acetylation. The transcript is spliced from 7 exons. The coding region runs from base 309 to 1040 and encodes 243 amino acids. Gene Ontology annotation, cellular component: Golgi membrane.
GUACAGUCCUCCAUACUGGAGCUGUCCUCCGAAAUGCACUGGCAUGGAGGUACAGUCCUCCAGACUGGAGCUGUCCUCCGACCAGCACUAGCCUGGAGGUCCAGCGAUACCUCCGAGCAGCCAUAGCCUGGAGGUCCAGCUAUACCUCCGAGCAGCAAUAGCCUGGAGGUCCAGCCGUACCCCUGAGCAGCACUAGCCUGGACGUCCCGCUGUACCUCUGAGCCCACCCCACCAGGAAUGGGUGUCAGGCACUGGGUUCUGACAGAGCAUUGCACAUGACCUCAUGCUAAAUUAUUACAAUGGUGUGAAUGACCGACGUUGUGUCGCCCACGGCCCUCAGCGAAGUCCAGCUCCGGCUCCUCUGCCACGAUGACAUAGAGAGCGUCAAGUUGCUCUGCGGCGAUUGGUUCCCAAUCGAAUACCCAGACUCAUGGUACCAGGACAUUACCUCCAACAAAAAGUUCUUCUCCCUAGCUGCCACCUUCAAAGGAGGCAUCGUGGGAAUGAUAGUGGCCGAGAUCAAAGGCCGGACGAAAGUACACAAAGAGGAUGGAGACAUCCUGGCUUCCAGUUUCCCUGUGGACACACAGGUGGCCUACAUACUCAGCCUGGGGGUGGUCAAGGAGUUCAGGAAACACGGCAUAGGCUCCCUGCUGCUGGACAGCUUGAAGGAGCACAUCUCCACCACCGCGCUGGACCACUGCAAGGCGGUGUACCUGCACGUGCUCACCACCAACGCCAACGCCAUCCACUUCUACGAGAACCGCGACUUCCGGCAGCACCACUACCUGCCCUACUACUACUCCAUCCGCGGCGUGCUGAAGGACGGCUUCACCUACGUCCUCUACAUCAACGGCGGACACCCGCCCUGGACAAUUUUCACUGACUACAUCCACCACAUCGGCUCCACCCUGGCCAGCCUGAGCCCGUGCUCCAUCCCCCAGCGCCUCUACCGCCAGGCCCAGGCCCUGCUGCGCUCGCUGCUGCCCUGGUCCAACCUGGCCUCCAAGACAGGCAUCCAGUACAGCCGCACCAUGUGACCGCCGCCGCGCAGGGACAGCAGUCUCGUACCAGGAGACCUCGUUGGGAGUCUCCCCUGGAUACACACACCUGCAUCCCCAUCAUCAUCACCACACCACACACACACACACACACUCACACUCAAGCUGAGAACCUGAGACUGGCAGGUUCAGCCCUGCCUUUCUUCCUGAGCGAACCUUCUACCUGUCCGUCACGUUCACCGGGAAUGUGUAUUUGAUUUGUACAUCACUUAUUAUUUGAUAUGUACAUAUAUAUAUAUUUAUUCAUCUAAAUAUAUAUAAAUAUAUCAUGUCUAAAUGUAUAUAUAUUCUUUGCCAUGAGGAGUCCGACUUUGCUCUCUGUUUGGGCUCCUUAAGUGUCUGCUCUGAGUGGACAGCUGGGGUGUCUCUUCAUUUCAAAGGGAUCACAAGAAAGCUAGUGUGACGGAACGGCUCUUAAACACGGCCCGCGGACCAUGCACUGUCCUGGAGUGGGCCCCGGACAAAGGCCACUAGACCAAGGGUCAUCACAGCCCCUCUCACAGCAGGGCGACCAUGUUGUGUCUGAGAGGGACAUGCUCCCUCUUGAGAGGAUCACCCACUGGCGGUGUGUAGGUGGGAUAUACGUUCCCAGGCACGCAGGUGCGCCCGGCCCAUCAGAACAACUACUAUCGCCUUCCUCUCCUCGCCCUCGGCUGUGUUCAGUCCUCAAACCCUGAACCUAACGUACACAGAGCAAGCUUUUGUUAUACAGUCAUGAUUGAGGCUUCUUCCCCCCCCCACCCCCACCCAGGUUUAAGUUCAAGCCUUUUUAAAAUCUUGCCUAAAAAUGCCGCACGGGAAGCCUUUUUAUUUAUUCUUUUAGAGAUAGUGACGGCAGGCCUAUAGGCUGACGUGUGUGUGUGUUGGGCGCGUACAUGUGUGCGUCGCGUGUGUGUUUGAAUGCAUGCGCCUGUGUACGUCGCGCGUGUGUGUGUUUGUAUGCGCGUGAGUGCAUGCGUGCGUGCCUGCGUGUGUGUGUGUGUGUGUGUGUGUGUGCGUACGUGUGUGCGUGCGUACGUGUGUAUGUGAUCGGUCGCCGCUGUGCUGAUCUGCCUGACCUACUCUCCUUCAGACCUACCGACUCGGCCUGACUCGCGACAGCUCUCUCGGCCGCGGACGGCCCGGGUCGACCCAGGGGACCCUGUGGUGGGUGAGCUGCUCUCGCUGGGACGCCCAACCCUCUGACGUUCUGGGCGCUUAGCUGGGCGUGGGAGUGGGAACACACCUCUCCCUAACCUCUUGUCCCCCACUGCUCUGUACGUUGUUCACUGCAGACAGGCCUAAUGAUGGGGGGCCACAGAGAGGUGCUUUGGGUUCAGAAGUGUUUUUAUAAACCCUGUAAAUAAUAAUGUUGAUAGUAGAUACUUUAAGAUAUAUUAAGACUUUUUUUUUAGAUAUUGGUUUUCUUUUGACAACUUGUUUAGCGUCGAGCCCACAAAUCCUUCAUUUGGUCCGAGAUGAUAAAAGCGAAGUUUCUGUCACGGAAAGAUAUGUUGGGAUUUUCAUACGUUUUCUUUUUAUUAUGAUGGAUAUGGUUGUUUGAUGACCAUGCACUCCCAAGAGAGGACCUCAUUUUGUCUAUAUUUAAUUGUGGACUAUGUGAGCGAUGAACAAUGUGAUACAAAUAAAUUAUUCCAAUAUCAGAAUUCUA